This is a messenger RNA of Culex quinquefasciatus (southern house mosquito), 762 nucleotides long. It is a transcript of the gene Vhl, whose product is annotated as protein Vhl. The coding region runs from base 223 to 690 and encodes 155 amino acids. The record is from RefSeq and is a predicted model, not a curated record. Lineage: Eukaryota; Metazoa; Arthropoda; Insecta; Diptera; Culicidae. The transcript is spliced from 2 exons.
CAGCUGUUUCGUACAUUCCGUGGAUGGUGGAUGUGUCCAAAAAAGAGAUGUUUUUGUGAAUAAAUUCAAAAAUUUACGUAUACAUUCAGAAUGUAUGUUUUGUGUACUAUUUUGUGAGGUGAAACGAUCAAAUUAGAUGCAGCGAGCAAAUAGAUCGUUCAGCACAAGAGUGUUAACAGUCUAGCAAACGGCAGGCUCGUACAACAAACUGAUUCAAUUAAAAUGGAAGGUGACCCUAAUUUGAAAUCAGAACACGCCGAAAUUCGCUCUUUUGUACUGUUCAAAAACCAAACCCAAAGAACAGUGGACGUUUACUGGGUGAACUAUUCGUCCAAGUUUGUCCACUAUUCCGCGCUGGAACCGGCGGCACAGGUUCCGGUGAACACGUACGUAACCCAUCCGUGGGUCUUUAUCGAUAGGUUUACUGGCGAGAGGAUGCUGGUGAAGUCGAAGCCUGUUUACAUGCCGGAACCGUGGUACACCAACAUCAACACCGACGGAAAGUUGGCCCGAAUCGAAGUUCGAAUACAUUUUCCCCUGAGAAGUUUGAAGGAUGUCUGUGCCUGGAAGAUAUUCAGCACGCUACGGGACAAGCAGAGCUUCAUCGAUCUCGAACUUCCGAGGGUACUCGUCGAUGAUCUGAGAGCGUGCUAUAAUCUCUUUUUAAUGAAUAACAAAUUGGUCAAGUAGAACCGAUGGUGAUAUGAUGUACUUUGUAAGGCUUUUAACAUAUUUAACAGAAAUAUAUAAUCGGUAAACGCA